Messenger RNA from Culex pipiens pallens (northern house mosquito), 1040 nucleotides. RefSeq names its product chymotrypsin-2-like. The record is from RefSeq and is a predicted model, not a curated record. The coding region runs from base 151 to 945 and encodes 264 amino acids. The transcript is spliced from 3 exons. NCBI's taxonomy places the organism in Eukaryota, Metazoa, Arthropoda, Insecta, Diptera, Culicidae. Gene Ontology annotation, molecular function: serine-type endopeptidase activity. Gene Ontology annotation, biological process: proteolysis.
CGGUCAUUGCGAGUCCGGAUGGCGGCCAGUGCUGGAUUUCGCGACGACCGGGAAUAGUGUCGGGUUUUUUGGUCUUCAAUUCGUUCUUUGAUUUGUUGGAUAGUAAUUAAAAAGUGUUGUGAUAAUUGUAAAGCAGUAUUAUUAAAAAAAAUGGUGACCAUGAAAAGUUUUCCUCUCGUUGGUGGCAUCCUGGCGGUUCUUUACGGUCUAGUGAGUGUUAACGGCAACGAACAAACCAAGGUCGUCGGUGGCACCCAAUCCGGGGAACGCGUCCCCCACCAAAUCUCGCUCCAGAUCAUGAUCAACUCACUGUACGGCUUCGGUCCGAAAACCUGGGCCCACAACUGCGGCGGCUCGAUAGUGUCCCCAAGCUACGUCAUCACGGCCGCCCACUGUCUGGACGGAAUCGAGGCAUCGCGGCUUUCGAUCGUGUCCGGAACGAAUGACCUGCGGAAUGACGGUGCCAAGGGAAGUCGUCGUCUGGUUGCGUCGUACAAGAUCCACCCGGAGUACAAGGAGUUGGACAAGUGUGACAUUGGGAUCAUGCGAACGCAGGAACCGUUCGUGUUCGAUGCCAGUACGCAACCGAUCCGGUAUUCGGACACCCAGGUGGGAGGUGGUGAGAGCUGUACGCUGACCGGAUGGGGCUAUACGAUGCCGAUUCGGAUUGGGAGGACGCCGCAGGAUCUGCAGCAGGCGGAGCUGAAGACGAUCACGAACGAGGAGUGUCGCAGCAAGGGAUUCCCGGUGAAUCCGACGGAGAUUUGCACCUUUACGAGGGUGGGACAGGGUGCGUGUGGGGGUGACUCGGGCGGCCCACUGGUCUGGAACGGCGAACUCAUCGGCGUGGUGUCGUACGGGACACGCUUCUGCGGCAUCGGUUCACCGGACGUGUUCACACGUGUCUCCGAGUUCAAGGCGUGGCUGGACGCGAACCAAGUGUAACCCGAUCCCGACUCCUGUGGAUAGCUGAAUACGAAUCUUAGCCAAAUGGAACAAGCCGACGACUGUUAAAUUAAAAAUUAUCUCACAAAUAAAAA